CAUCGCAUCUCCCGAUCCCUCUCCCUGCCGGCGCCUCCAACGGCAGACCAUUCAUCAAGAAUUUUGUAUCCAAGGCCCAAAAGUUUGUUACGGAAGAUGAUGAAUGCUGACAUGGAUGCAGUUGACGCUGAAAAUCAGGUGGAACUGGAGGAAAAAACACGACUUAUUAAUCAAGUGUUGGAACUCCAACACACACUUGAAGAUCUCUCUGCAAGAGUAGAUGCAGUUAAGGAAGAAAAUCUGAAGCUAAAAUCAGAAAAUCAAGUUCUUGGACAAUAUAUAGAAAACCUCAUGUCAGCUUCUAGUGUUUUCCAAACAACUGACACAAAAAGCAAAAGAAAGUAAGGGAUUGAUAUCCCUUAUGUCUUACGGAAUUGCUGCUGAUCUUUUUUUCUUUAACUUCGAUAGAUUCCAAAAGUUCUAGUACUUUUGUUUGUGGCUUCACUGAGUAUUUAUGAAGAUAAUGUCAGAUCUAAGCAAAAUUAAGAGCAUAACAGAAGACUUCCAUGAGUUUGUGUAUUAUGUUAGUCUAUGAAAACAUGCAAAUGUAUUGUAGAGACUUUAUAAUUAGAAAUGCAUAUAUUUAUGAAACUUGAAAAUGAAUGUUAUAUCAAAUUUGCUUUGGUUUAUAGGUUUAGCACUGUCUUUUAUUAUAGGCAUAGAGAUACAAGAAAAUAACCACCGUGUUGUGAAAAAGUGACCAAAAUCAUGUACUGAAUGCACAGCUUUAUGUACCCUGUCCACCAUCGUGUGCCUCUUCUCCGUUUGCUUUCUUCCCAUUUUCCUUCCCUUAAGGAAAAAACUGGUUUCACCUUUGUAAAAACUAAUUUCAGUAGUUAAUCAUCUGGGAGAGUAGCCAGAACUCUGUUGAAACCUAACCAAAAUAAGAUACUUUCUCAGUUAGGGUUUAUUUGCUUAGUAAUAAGAUAGUUGGUUUCUCUUUAAUCAAUUGAAAAUGGGGCCUGUAAAAAUGAAGAUUUUUCUUUGAAAUUGAAUUAUCGUAUUGGGAAGAUUUGUUGUUAAAAACUUCCUUUGCACAAAAUAACCCACGUAGUAUCUGAAAAGAUGAGCUCAGGUUGUGUGUUUGAAAUAGAAAAUUUUGAGGAAAAAUAGAAAUAGGGUGGGAAAAGUACUUGGUAAGUGCUUGUAACCAACUCCACGUUUUUACUCCAGAUUUGUGUUAUCUCUGGCACAGAUUAGAUUUUGGAGGGAAUAUAUAAGAAAAAGGAUUAAGUUUGGCUAACCUUAUGUAAACCACACCUGGAAGAGAAUAAAGAUUGAUCUCAGGUUUAUUUAUAGCACCAAGCAGAUCAACUUUGCAAAGUCCCUUAAGAGUGUAUUAAUAUCAGAAUCAUGAAUAAAAUG
This is a messenger RNA of Hippopotamus amphibius kiboko, 1365 nucleotides long. Its product is annotated as short coiled-coil protein B-like. NCBI's taxonomy places the organism in Eukaryota, Metazoa, Chordata, Mammalia, Artiodactyla, Hippopotamidae. The annotation marks the transcript as partial. The record is from RefSeq and is a predicted model, not a curated record. Gene Ontology annotation, cellular component: trans-Golgi network. The transcript has a single exon.